AUGGGCUUGCUGGCGCGGGGCGAGCUGCUGGUGAGCGACACGGAUCCGGUGCAUCUCAAGGUGCUGGCGUGCCAGCAGCUUGUGGCGCAUCUGCGGUACGACCGGCGGGCCGAGGCGGCGCGUAAGGCGCGGCAGCGACGGACAAGCGCGGCGUCAGGCGGGGCUGAGAGCGUAUACUCGGCAGGCGAUGAAGGCGAUGUGGGAGGGAGAGAGCGCGCGGCGUCGGUGAGCGCGGGAGCGAGCGUGGCCGAGUUUGUGGCGCAAGGGGCUGCUGUUGCGGCGGCGCCGCGGGCGAUACUCCCGCUGGACGCGGUGGCGCUCGGGCUGUACCUCACGAUGCACCUUGAUGCAGUGCUCCGUGUGCCGCUGUCAGUGGAUGUGGUGCGGCGGCGGCGCGAGGAGGAGGCGCGGCGAUUUCGGGUCCGUGCGCUUCUUGUGCAGUCGCCGUCGGGCGCAUGGGGCCUCAUCGGAACGUCUGCGGACGACAAUGCGGUCAACAUGGUGAAGCCGGUCCACUUUCCGUCGCUCUGGGACGUGGUGGCGGAGCUUGCGCUGGAGCUCGAGGCGCAGCCCGGGGAGCCGCUGGUUGUCGAGUCACUCGGCUUUGGGGCGCCAGUCCAUCACCUUGCGCGGGAGGCGAGCGCGGUCAAGUGGCGUAAGGCCGUUGUCGACGUCUCGCAGCUCGGAUGGCGGUCUGCAGCGCUGGCAGUGGACAAGUACGAGGCCAAGCUGCGACUGGUGGCACUGACGGUCAAGACGGAGAACGACGUGCGGGCGCGGAUGGACGAGCGGGCGCGGGCGGCGGUGCUCAACAUGUGGGCGAAUCCGGAGCGGGCGCGGGAGAUGGACAACUACGUGUGGGCGCCGCGCGGGCGCCCUGCCUUUUGCACGCAGGUGGGCCACGGCCUGCGGCGGUCGCAGGCGCAGGCGAUUCAGCGGCACGAGCGGGUCCACGAGGCGGUCAAGCCGUCACUCGGCCUUGUCGGCGAGUCGGCCGAGGUGCAGGAGGCGUAUGCGUGGAGCCGCGAGCAGAUCCGCGACCUGGGCCGGCUGUUUGUGCGCGAGCCGCAGGUCGAUGCUGCGGUGGCGGCGGCAGCGGCCGGCCUGCCGAACGAAAAGGCCGUUGUCAAGCGGUUGACGACCGAGGCGAGUCGCAAAGCGAUGAAGGUGACGGCUGCGGCGCUGCGGACUGAGCGCAUGUCGCAGGCUGAGCACGAGCUGAUGCGGCUCAAGGCCGAGCUGCCGCUUGAGAGCGAGCGGCGAGCAGAGCACAACGUGCUUGUGGCCGAGACUUCGUCUGCCCUGGCCAAAUUUGGCAACAGCGUGCCUGGCCAACCGAACGAGUACGACAUGGACGUGGCGCGGGCGUUUGACGCGGCUUCGUUGCGGUACGAGCCGCACGAGCUGCUCUCGGCGGUGCGGCUGACCGAGUUUGCGGCGGUUCAUUCGCAGAGCUCGUGA
Messenger RNA from Thecamonas trahens ATCC 50062, 1461 nucleotides. RefSeq lists its product as uncharacterized. Lineage: Eukaryota; Apusomonadida; Apusomonadidae. Bases 1 to 1461 code for a protein of 486 amino acids. Gene Ontology annotation, cellular component: cytoplasm. Gene Ontology annotation, biological process: regulation of angiogenesis. The record is from RefSeq and is a predicted model, not a curated record. The transcript has a single exon.